AAAAGCUACUAAGGGAGUGUAAGGAAACACUUCUUUAAUUCGAAAUCCCAAAUCUCCCAAAAACGAAAAUUAAACAACAACAAAAAUGACCGACCCGGAAAUCGCACCCGCAACCCCAUCGGAGCCGCAGCAAACCUCCCAUGACCAACACUCCAACUCCGCCGCCAAGCUUGGCCCCGGCGGCAUCUCCUUCAGCAUAUGGCCACCCACACAGCGCACCCGUGACGCCGUCGUUAACCGCCUAAUUGAAACCCUAUCCACUCCUUCCGUGCUCUCCAAGCGCUACGGCACCAUGACUCCCGAUGAGGCCUCCGCCGCAGCACGCCAGAUCGAGGACGAGGCCUUCGCCGCCGCCGGUGGCUCCGCGGCCUCCGACGACGAUGGAAUCGAGAUCCUUCAGGUGUAUUCCAAGGAGAUCAGCAAGCGGAUGCUCGACACCGUGAAGGCCAGAGCUAACACCGGUGCCGUCGCCGUCGAUAACGGUGGAGCUCAGGCCCCUGCCUCCGACGUUGCCCCUCCACCAGCCGCUGAGAGUGCACCAGCUGAGUCUGAAACCUAAUCCUUUUGAGGAUUAUAAUAUGUUAGGGUUCCUUUGUCGAAGCAUUAUUAUUGCUAUAUAAAAUAUUUUAAUAUUUUCUAUUAUGAUCUAUCUGUAGAACUAUGUUUCUUUAUUGUGCCACCAAUCUCUAUUAUAAAUUUUCACUUAGAACAUCUCCGGUCCUUUUUUUGCGUCACUUGUGUACAAUAUGAGAUCCUCCUUAAUUUCGUUUUAUCAUUUCCCUGUGUGUUGGCACCCUGUUUUCUUCUUUGCUGUGAAA
Messenger RNA from Arachis stenosperma, 818 nucleotides. Its product is annotated as MFP1 attachment factor 1-like. The record is from RefSeq and is a predicted model, not a curated record. Gene Ontology annotation, biological process: mitotic cell cycle; lateral root development. Bases 86 to 559 code for a protein of 157 amino acids. The transcript has a single exon. NCBI's taxonomy places the organism in Eukaryota, Viridiplantae, Streptophyta, Magnoliopsida, Fabales, Fabaceae.